UGGUUCACUGAUGGACACUAGAUGGCAGACUACAUCAAGUUGCACUUAGAGGGGAUGGUUAGAACCGAAGCUGGAAAGAGGAGCUUGGAGGGGAGGAAGAAUAGGUUACCAGGUUGCAAGAUGCUACGAGGAUGUAGAACCAAACUGGGCAGGCUGGGGGUCAGCCUCUCCAGAGGACUUCACCACAAGGCUGUGAUGGCCCUCAGGCGGGAGGAUGUGAACGCCUGGGAGAGAAGGGCACCUCUGGCUCCCAAACACAUCAAAGGGAUCACCAACCUGGGAUACAAGGUCUUGAUACAGCCUUCAAAUCGGCGGGCCAUUCAUGAUAAGGAAUAUGUCAAAGCUGGUGGGAUUCUUCAGGAGGAUAUUUCUGAAGCUUGUUUAAUUCUGGGAGUUAAAAGACCUCCAGAGGAAAAGUUAAUGUCCAAGAAGACUUAUGCAUUCUUCUCCCACACGAUAAAAGCUCAGGAGGCCAAUAUGAGCUUGUUGGAUGAGAUUCUGAAACAGGAAAUCCGACUUGUUGAUUAUGAGAAAAUGGUGGAUCACAGAGGAACACGGGUAGUGGCAUUUGGACAGUGGGCAGGAGUGGCAGGGAUGAUAAACAUUCUUCACGGAAUGGGUUUAAGGCUCCUUGCUCUGGGACAUCACACUCCUUUUAUGCACAUUGGCAUGGCUCAUAACUACAGGAACAGCAGUCAGGCUGUGCAAGCUGUCCGUGAUGCUGGUUACGAAAUAUCUCUGGGUUUGAUGCCAAAGUCAAUAGGUCCCCUAACAUUUGUGUUCACAGGGACUGGAAAUGUAUCUAAGGGAGCCCAAGAAAUCUUUAAUGAACUACCCUGUGAAUAUGUGGAACCCCAUGAAUUAAGAGAAGUUUCCCAAACUGGAGACCUCAGAAAGGUGUAUGGGACAGUGUUAAGUCGCCAUCAUCAUCUUGUCAGGAAAACAGAUGGUGUAUAUGAUCCUGUAGAGUAUGACAAAUACCCUGAGCGUUACAUAAGUCGCUUUAAUACUGACAUUGCACCCUAUACAACUUGUUUAAUUAAUGGGAUCUACUGGGAACAAAACACCCCGCGUCUACUAACUCGCCAAGAUGCCCAGAGUCUCCUAGCCCCAGGCAAGUUCUCAGUGGCUGGAGUUGAAGGCUGCCCUGCAUUACCACACAAACUUGUGGCAAUAUGUGACAUUUCAGCAGACACAGGAGGAUCUAUAGAGUUUAUGACUGAGUGUACCACAAUAGAGCGUCCCUUUUGCAUGUAUGAUGCUGACCAGCAUAUUAUUCAUGACAGUGUUGAAGGCUCUGGGAUUCUGAUGUGUUCCAUUGACAAUUUGCCUGCACAGCUUCCCAUCGAAGCUACAGAAUACUUUGGAGACAUGCUUUACCCGUAUGUUGAAGAAAUGUUAUUAUCAGAUGCAACACAGCCUCUUGAAAGCCAGAAUUUUUCUCCUGUGGUGCGAGAUGCAGUGAUUACAUCCAAUGGUACAUUGACUGAUAAAUAUAAAUAUAUCCAGAAACUCCGGGAGGAUAGAUGGCUGCAACAGCCGGAGCUGUGCCGAUCCGAAGCCAGGAGCCAGGAGCUUCCUCCGGGUCUUCCUAUAGAACGUGCUCAGUCACUUUCAAUGGACACCAAGAAAAAGGUCUUGGUUCUUGGGUCUGGCUAUGUGUCUGAGCCUGUAUUAGAAUACCUGUCAAGAGACAACAACAUAGAAAUAACAGUAGGCUCUGAUAUGAAGAAUCAAAUUGAACAGUUGGGCAAGAAAUAUAAUAUUAAUCCAGUGAGCAUGAACAUUGGUAAACAAGAAGAGAAGUUGGAUUCCUUGGUGGCCACACAGGAUCUUGUCAUCAGCUUGUUGCCUUAUGUGUUGCAUCCUCUUGUGGCCAAGGCAUGCAUCACAAACAAAGUUAACAUGAUCACUGCCAGCUACAUCACACCAGCGCUAAAAGAAUUGGAAAAGAGUGUAGAAGAUGCUGGUAUCACAGUCAUUGGUGAAUUAGGUUUGGAUCCUGGCCUUGAUCAUAUGUUGGCAAUGGAAACAAUAGACAAGGCCAAGGAAUCAGGAGCCACGAUUGAAUCUUACGUUUCUUACUGUGGUGGGCUUCCAGCCCCAGAACAUUCAGACAACCCUUUGAGAUAUAAAUUCAGCUGGAGUCCAGUGGGAGUCUUGAUGAACAUAAUGCAGCCUGCCACCUACCUGCUCAACGGCAAGGUUGUGAACGUAGCAGGGGGAGUCUCCUUUCUUGAUGCAGUUACUGCCAUGGAUUAUUUCCCAGGAUUAAACUUGGAAGGCUACCCUAACAGAGACAGCACAAAAUAUGCAGAGAUUUAUGGCAUUCCAUCUGCUCACACUUUGUUGCGAGGGACGCUGAGAUAUCAGGGAUAUUCCAAGGCUUUGAAUGGAUUUGUGAAAUUGGGUCUUAUAAACAGAGAAGCGUAUCCUGCCCUUCGACCUGAGGCCAAUCCUCUCACCUGGAAAGAACUCCUCUGUGACUUAGUUGAGAUUUCACCCUCCUCCAAGCAUGAUGAGCUGAAGGAAGCUGUUCUUAAGAAACUAGGAGGGGACAGCACCCAGAUGGAGGCUGCUGAAUGGUUGGGCUUACUUGGAGAUGAACAAGUCCCUCAUGCAGAGUCUAUUGUGGAUGCGCUCUCCAAGCAUUUGGCAAUGAAACUUUCCUAUGGCCCUGAAGAAAAAGAUAUGAUUGUGAUGAGAGACAGCUUUGGAAUCAGACAUCCUUCUGGACACCUAGAAAGUAAAACUAUUGAUCUUGUGGUUUAUGGAGAUGUCAAUGGCUUCUCAGCCAUGGCUAAAACUGUGGGGUUACCCACUGCCAUGGCAGCUAAAAUGUUGCUUGAUGGUGAAAUCCAAGCCAAAGGCCUGAUGGGACCCUUUUCGAAGGAGAUCUAUGGACCAAUACUGGAGCGGAUUAAAGCAGAGGGCAUUAUAUAUACUACACGGAGCACAAUCAAACCAUGAUUGGGAAUUAUAUUUUGUUUUCAUCUUCCCAGGCAACACAGCUCUAAUCACUUGUGUGACAAAGAUGCUUGUCAAUGUGCUAUUUUAUAAAGUAUAAAGCACAAUGUAUUUUGAUUAAAUCAAUAUAAUUAUUUUUUUAAGCAUAAAGCUUUAUUUUAAUAUGAAAAUGUUUGGAAUAGGAGGUGCCAGUAACUACCAGAAUUUAAUAAUUCUACGUAUUUUUUCAUAAGCAUGUGAAAAUGGUAGUGAUCAUGCUAUUUGUUAAUUUAUUGUGUCACUUUUUUCUUACUAGAACAUAUUUUCUAAAAUCAGAGAUGCAGUUUUACUUUUUUGGUUACAAAAAUGUCAUCCCUUAGCUGUACUUUUGCAUUUUUCAAAUUGAUUCUUUUGAGUCCUUUAGGUUACUUAUUAACAAACCUUUACAAAGUGCUAUUUAAUGCCUUUUUAGAAAACUUACAAUUUAUUUAGUAUUUUUCUUAUGGUUUUUCUCUUGAGUUUAUGGAAAAGGGACUAAAUAACAUUAAACCCAACUCAUUUGAUCACCUCAUAAGGCAUAGUAAAAGUAUUUAACAAAAUCAAACACCUUUUUGUAAUAAGAGGCCUCAAUAAACUAAAAAUUAAAGGGAACUUCCUCACUCUGAAAAAGGCAUCUAUGAAAAACCCAGAGCUUGCCUCCUACUUGAUGAUGAAAGACCAAAUGAUUUCUCCCUAAGAUCAGCAAGAAGGCAACAGUGUCUGCUCUGAGCCUUUCUGUGCAGCUUAUACUGGACAAUUAGGCAAUAAAAUGAAAUAAAAAUGAUUCAGGGUGGAGAGGUAGAAGUAAAACUCUACCACAGAUUAUGUGAUCUUAUUCAUAGAAACCCAAAGGAAAUCCAUAGAAAAUCCAAAGAUACACUCUUAAAGAAAGAAUUAAUGAAUUCAGCAAAGUGUCAGGACAGAUUAGUGUUUAGAAACUGUCUUUUUUUAUACAGUAUCAAUAAAUGAACAAAGAACAAAAAAUGAUAUUAGAGUGAUUCAGUUUUCAGCAUCAUCAGGAAUAGGAUAGUAAUAGAAUUGUGAGUCUAGAAAUAAUACAUUUAUGUCUAAAAGGUGCUAAAACAAUUCUGAGGGAGGAUAUCUUUUUUAUCAAAUGGUGCUUGGAAGUCUAUAGAUAUACAUGCAAAAUACUGAAAUCAAAUCCUUACCUCAUACCACAUAUAAAAUUUAAUUCAAAAUGUAUUUAUACGCUAAAUGUAAGAGCUAAAACUGUAAAAUGCUUAGAAGAAAACGUAGGUGUAAGUCUUUAUGAACUUGUAUUAAGUACUGCUUUCUUAAAUAAAUAUCACUCAAAACACAUGUAACAAAAGAAAAAAAAUAAUUCAUCGCAGUCAUCAAACUUAAAAUAUUUUGUGCUUCCUAAAACAUCAAGAAAGGAAAAAAGACCCACAGAAUGAGAGAAAAAUGUUGUUGAUCUUAUAUCAGGUAAUGGAGGAACUUCUAUACAGAAUAUAAAAAGAACAGUUGUAAUUGAACAAUAAAAAGAUAAAUAACCUAAUUUUUAAAAUAGACAAGGGAUCUGCAUUGACAAUUCUCCAAAGAAGCUAUCUAGAAGGCCAAUGAGCUCACGCCAAGAUUCCCAAUAUCAUUAGCCAGAAGGGGCAUAUAAAUUAAGUGGAUGAGAUACCACUUUACCCACUAGGACGGACCUAAUACAAAUGAUUACAACGUAUACUGGUGAGGAUGAGAAAUUGGAACCCUCAUACCCUACUGGUGGAUACUCAGGAAAAAAAAUAAAAACAUGUAUCUACUCAAAAACUCAUGCAGAGAUGUUCCUAGCAGCUGUAUUCAUAAUAGCUAAAAAUAGAAACAACACAAAUGUUCAGUGUUCAUCAAUGAAUAAAGGAAUAUAUAAAAUGUGAUAUAUGCGUACAUUGGGAUAGUAGCCAGCCACAGAAAAGAAACAAUGCAUAGAUAUUGUCUACAACAUGGAUAGACAUUGAAAAUAUGCCAAGUGAAGGAAGUUAGCCUCAAAAUGCCACAUCAUUUUAUGAUUUCAUCUAUAUGAAGUGUCCAGAACAAGAAAAUUUAUUUAUGUGAAAAGUAGAUUAAUGAUUGCCCAGGACUGGAGGGCUGGAAGAGGAAGAUAGAGUGACUGCUAAUGAGUGUGGAGUUUCUUUUUGGAAUAAUAAAAACAUCGUAGAGUUGACUAUGGUAAUGGUGGCACCACUGUGGAUAUACUAAAAACCACUGAAUUGUAUAAUUUGUGUGAAUGUAUGUGAAUUGCACUUACAUUGUUAUAAAAAGACAAAAUAACAAAUAAAAUUUGUUCCUUUGUGAAAUAA
Molecule: messenger RNA, 5291 nt
Organism: Lepus europaeus (European hare)
Lineage: Eukaryota; Metazoa; Chordata; Mammalia; Lagomorpha; Leporidae
Gene: AASS
Product: aminoadipate-semialdehyde synthase
Exons: 25
Coding region: 22-2970 (982 amino acids)
Cellular component (GO): cytoplasm
Molecular function (GO): saccharopine dehydrogenase activity
Source: RefSeq, a predicted model, not a curated record